AUGAGCACGAAUAGCAAGGCCCAACAGCAACAGACAGGGUCCAACGCGGUCUCCGGUAAUCAGCAUGCUCUCCCUCCUUCGACGAUGGUGGGCGUUGUGGAAGAGCAGAAGAACGACUUGAACAUGGUACAUAUUCUCCCCUUGGGACCGACCACGAGCCGAGAUGCAACAACGGCAAACGUGACUUCCGCCUCUAACACAGAUUUCAACUUGGAUGCAAGACAGAAGGAGGAUGACCAGACAGCCACUGAAACAAGCACCCUUCUGUCGAAGAAUCUACCCACGUUAUCAGAAGAACCGUCAACAAGUUCGCUCAAAGCAGACCUGCUGCAAAAGAAGCCGUCUACAGAACCCAUCAACCCAAACUUAAUUGGGUCCAACACGCUCUCGAGCAUAAAUGACAUGAAAUUGAAGAAGACCACAAAUCCCAGCAUGUCCAGCUUGAGGGCAAUGUCACUACAAGGGAACUACCCCACGGUUUCAUCUGCCAGCACGACGCUCACAAAAGGUUCGACGAGAGCAGAGUACUUUGCUGCCAAGUUGCAUGACGCCAUCAAAAGCGACCGCAAGAUCCAAAACGAAGCCGUCGAAACAUUUGUUUAUGAUACAACAACAAAGACUCCACCGGUCGACCAGACCAUCGAUAACAUCGAUACAGUUAUCAAAACAUCGACCAAAGAAGAGAAGUACAAAACGGCAAGCUCUGUCCUCCCUGAAACAGUAGCUCAAAACUUGCAAGACCAAAACCGCUAUAAGGAAAAACUUCAGAAUGUUUUUAACCCUGAUGAUUCUCCUGUUUCCUACAAAACUCUGGAUGACAAUUUUGACUCCAAAUCUCGUUCUUCGGGAGAUUCGAGGAAAAAUUCUAGAAAAAGAUCUUUUAAAAGUUUAAUGACACAAGUAGACCCAGCUAAUUUGCAACCACUGUCCAAGGUAGAUAAUACCGACAAUAAAUCAGUUAACCAGUUGAGACAGAUAACUUCUCGUCUUUUCGAUUCCAAAGCAGUUCAGCCUCGCCGAUACUCAGGCAUCGACUCUGAAUAUAAUAACGAUGACUCAUAUGAUGGGGACAUAGAUUACUACGAACCGAGCAUAUCAAACCCUACUUUGAACCAAGGAAAUACCAACAGCAUCACCUAUAGUUAUAAUAACAAAAAUAAUAGCCAUCGCAACAGUAAUGGGAAUAAUCCAUUCGAUUAUAUAAUAAACGAAUCUGAUUAUGAAGAUGAGCUAUCUAGCUAUUUUUCUCCAAACUAUAACCCAUCAUCACAAAAAGGUAAAGCCAGCAAUUCAAAUUACCUCAACAAGCAACAAAUUCAUGGAAAUUUGCUAACAGUACCCGACUAUGGGAGUAUGCAUGGGGAUAACAAGAGACUCUUGAGGAAAAGGAACGACAUCUACAAUUCUCCGCAUGACUUUACAUCUGUCCGUGCCCAAAGAUUAAAGCAAAUAAGAAGUUUUUGCUACACAGUGUCUGCUAUAUUCAUGUUGUUAUUUUUAGGUUUUAUUAGUGGAUUUGUUCUAGCAACCAACAAGGAACUUCAAAACCUGAAGGUAACAGAGAUACGAAAUACUAUAAUAAGCCAAGAAGAACUAGUGUUUGACAUGGUUUUUUCUGCCUUCAAUCCAGGCUUGAUGCCUAUAUCAAUUGAUACAGUCCAACUCGAUAUUUUUGCCAAGACAAACUAUCUCUCCACUGAAUCUGUUAGUAAAUCUUAUGAAACUGUGUUGUUAGGUGCAGUUGAAGCGCUAGACGUUCCUCUCUAUUUCCAAGGUGGAUUCCUAAAUAGACAGAAAGAUGUAAGUAAGACAGAAAUCAAGUUGAUCAACCCUUGUUCUUAUGAUAAAGGAAAUGGUGAUGACGAUCACCACAAUGAUGGUGAGGAUAAUGACGAUGAUAGUGAUGACGCUAUUAACGAAAAGAACCGAGCUUUAGAACUAGAGAACUAUGAAAGCUAUGAAAGCUAUGCAGGUAUUGCAAUCUCUGAAAGUUCCUUGAGGCCAAUCUCUCAUAUUCCAGACCCAAGGUGGGUGAAUAUAUCACGCAAUCCUUUCGAUUUGAUAGUACGGGGUGCUAUGAUGUACAAACUCCCAUUUUCAUCCCAAAAUCACACCGUUUCAAUCAGUUAUACCACCUACAUAGAUCCAGGGUAUGAUUACUAUUCUCUUGAGCUAAACUAA
Messenger RNA from Pichia membranifaciens NRRL Y-2026, 2181 nucleotides. RefSeq lists its product as hypothetical. Gene Ontology annotation, cellular component: fungal-type vacuole membrane; PAS complex. NCBI's taxonomy places the organism in Eukaryota, Fungi, Ascomycota, Pichiomycetes, Pichiales, Pichiaceae. Gene Ontology annotation, biological process: protein localization to vacuolar membrane; positive regulation of phosphatidylinositol biosynthetic process; vacuole inheritance. The transcript has a single exon. Bases 1 to 2181 code for a protein of 726 amino acids. The record is from RefSeq and is a predicted model, not a curated record.